Molecule: messenger RNA, 3370 nt
Organism: Propithecus coquereli (Coquerel's sifaka)
Lineage: Eukaryota; Metazoa; Chordata; Mammalia; Primates; Indriidae
Gene: CNTROB
Product: centrobin, centrosomal BRCA2 interacting protein
Exons: 19
Coding region: 572-3295 (907 amino acids)
Biological process (GO): centriole replication; regulation of cilium assembly; centrosome separation
Cellular component (GO): centrosome; centriole
Source: RefSeq, a predicted model, not a curated record
UCGGAGGGGAUGUACAAGGGAGUUGACCCUGGGUGGAACGCAUGAAGUAGGGGGGGAGGUGCGGGGCGUGAAGUUCCUGCGUCUUUUGAGACUGGAGCCAGCUGAGGGACAAAUAAGGCAGCGGAACAGAAAUUGGGCCCCUACCGGAUUUGAGUUCGUUUCAGUUUCCAAGUUCUGGGUGUGAGAACUUAAGAGCUCCGUUGACCAGGAAUAGCCUGUGCUGAAGCUGAUCUGCCACUUCCAGCACUCCUAGUUGGGAAGAGAAACUGCAGUGGUGCUGUUGUCCCCACAGGAGGUCUGUCCACACCCCCUCUGUGCCGCACCCUCUUUUAACACCGUUCCCAGAAGCUGGGGAAAGGAAUACUUUUGCCCUCUCCCAUGGCCUCUGGAACCAGUGGAAACCUUUCCUCUAACCAGAAGGCCUCCAUACCUUUAUUCACCAAGGAUCCUUGGCGUGCAGUCUUCCUCCCCUCUCCCAAAUCUCCCUUUUCUGUGAACUUUUCCCCCUGGACUUUACUAAAGCAGAACCUCCCAGCUUUCUGCUGUCUCCAGUUGUCUCUUCCUUGUACUCAUGGCGACAUCAGCUACUGGCCCCAGUUCACCUCUCCGAGCAGAGGAUCUCCUGAGUGAUUCCUCAGAAGUCCCUGGGCUGAACCAAGCGUCCUCUGAGGUGACCUCCCAGCUCUAUGCGUCUUUGCGCCUCAGCCGGCAGGCAGAGGCCACAGCUCGAGCCCAGCUGUAUUUACCCUCCAACUCCCCACCUCCUCAUGAGGUGUUAGAUGGCUUGGCCCAAGAGCUGAGUCACAGCUUGUCAGUUGGAUUGGAGAACAACCUGAAGAAAAAGGAUGGUUCUAAGCACAUCUUUGAGAUGGAAAGUGUUCGAGGUCAACUCCAGACCAUGCUCCAAACCUCACGUGAUUCAGCCUAUCGAGAUCCCCUCACUGCAGGUGCUGGCUCAGAGAGACGAGAAGAGGACUCCUUUGACAGUGACAGCACUGCCACCUUGCUCAACACUCGGCUCCUGCAAGACUUAUCUUCAUCUAGCUCAGCCCAAGCCCUGGAGGAAUUGUUUCCCCGCUACACUAGCCUUCGGCCAGGGCCCCCACUCAAUCCCCCGGAUUUUCAGGGGCUGAAAGAUGCACUGGAUUCAGAGCAUACCCGUCGCAAGCAUUGUGAGCGCCAUAUUCAGAGCCUGCAGACCCGAGUGCUAGAACUACAGCAACAAUUAGCAGUGGCUGUGGCUGCUGACCGCAAGAAAGAUAUCAUGAUUGAACAACUGGACAAGACCCUGGCCCGAGUGGUGGAGGGUUGGAACCGGCAUGAGGCUGAGCGGACAGAGGUGCUUCGGGGACUUCAAGAGGAACGCCAGGCAGCAGAACUCACCAGAAGCAAGCAACAGGAGACAGUAACCCGCCUGGAACAGAGCCUUUCUGAGGCCAUGGAGGCCCUGAAUCGUGAGCAGGAAAGUGCCAGGCUGCAGCAACGGGAAAGAGAGACACUGGAAGAAGAAAGGCAAGCUCUGACCCUGAGCUUGGAGGUAGAACAGCGGCGGUGCCAUGCCCUGCAGGAAGAACGGGAUGCGGCUCGGGCUGCGCAACUCAGUGAGCAUCGUCAGUUGGAGACUCUUCAGGCUGCCCUAGAAGAAGAACGGCAGACCUGGGCCCAACAAGAGCACCGGCUUAAGGAACAUUACGAGGCACUUCAGGAGGAAAGCCAGGCUCAAUUGGAAAGGGAGAAGGGGAACAGCCAGAGGGAGGCUCAGGUAGCCCGGGAGGCCCAGCAGCAGUUGGCAUUGGUGCAGUCUGAGGUGCGGCGGUUGGAAGGAGAGGUGGAUACAGCUCGGAGAGAGAGAGACGCCCUGCAGCUGGAAAUGAGCUUGGUGCAGGCCCGGUAUGAAAGCCAGCGGAUCCAGAUGGAGUCAGAGCUGGCUGUGCAGUUGGAGCAGCGGGUGACGGAGCGGCUGGCGCAGGCUCAGGAGAGCAGCCUACGGCAAGCAGCCUCCCUGAGGGAACAUCACAGGAAGCGGCUGCAGGACCUGACUGGACAGCACCAGCAGGAACUGGCCAGUCAGUUGGCUCAGUUCAAGGUGGAAAUGGCAGAACGAGAGGAACGGCAGCAGCAGGUGGCUCAGGACUACGAGCUUAGACUGGCCCGAGAGCAAGUGCGAGUGCGAGAGCUGCAGAGUGGGAACCAACAGCUAGAGGAACAGCGGGCGGAGCUGGUAGAGCGACUCCAAGCCAUGCUGCAGGCCCACUGGGAUGAGGCAAACCAACUGCUUAGUGCCACUCUCCCGCCUCCUAACCCUCCAGUUCCUCCUGCUGGCCCCUCCAGCCCUGGACCUCAGGAGCCAGAGAAGGGGGAGAGGAGGGUCUGGACUAUGCCUCCGGUGGCUGUGGCCCUGAAGCCUGUAUUGCAGCAGGGCCGGGAAGCAAGGGACGAGCUGCCUGGAGAGCCUCCUGUUCUCUGCAGCUCCUCCUCAGAUCUUAGCCUCCUGCUGGGCCCCCCUUUCCAGAGCCAGAAUUCCUUCCAGCCCCUAGAGCCCAAACCAGAUCUCCCUCCAUCCACAGCUGCUGGGGCUUUCUCCUCUGCACUUGGAGCCUUCCAUCCUGAUCACAGGGCAGAACGGCCAUUCCCUGAGGAAGAUCCUGGAUCCGACCAGGAGGGCUUCCUAAAGCAAGGGCUGCCACCUACUUCUCAGCUGGAUGGCCUCAAGAAUUUUUUGCACCAGCUGCUGGAGACAGUACCUCAGAACAAUGAGAACCCAUCUGUCGACCUGCUGCCCCCAAAGUCUGGUCCUCUGACUGUCCCCUCUUGGGAGGAAUGCCCUCAAGUGCCACGUCUUCCACCCCCUGUCCAUAAAACUAAAGUUCCCUUAGCCAUGGCGUCUAGUCUUUUCCGGGUCCAUGAGCUUCCCUCAUCCCAUUUACAAGGCAGUGGUCCCAGCAGUGGCUCCCCAGAGAGAGGUGGAGAUGGGCUUGCAUUCCCAAGGCAGCUGAUGGAGGUGUCGCAGCUGUUACGACUCUACCAGGCUCGGGGCUGGGGGGCCUUGCCUGCCGAGGAUCUGCUGCUCUACCUAAAGAGGCUGGAACACAGCGGGACCGAUGGCCGAGGGGAUAAUGUCCCCAGAAGGAACACAGACUCCCGCUUGGGUGAGAUCCCCCGGAAAGAGAUUCCCUCCCAGGCUGUCCCUCGCCGCUUUGCUACAGCCCCUAAGACUGAAAAACCUCCCACCAGGAAGAAAAGUGGGCACCCUGCCCCUAAUAACAUGAGGAGCCGGGGGGGAGUCUGGAGAUGAGCCCCUUGCCCUUCUCCUCCUCUUUGUUCCCUUCUUCUUCUUGUUAUUAUUUUAAUAAAUGAUCAAUAGUCUGUA